AUGGUUGAAUCAAGCCUACGUAAGAAAGCCUCUUUCAGUUGCGAUCGGUGCAAGCAGAAAAAGCGCAGGUGCGUGCGCGAAGGAGGUGGCAACAUCUCUGUUUCGCUGGACGUCGCACAGGCCUGUACUGAAUGCAUCAAAUCAAACAGUAUUUGUCAUACAAGUUUAAUUAAUCGGAAGCAGUAUGCCUCAAGAUACAAGUGCCAGCUUAUAGGAAAUUCAAACAUCAGUUCUGACAAAACAGGUCCUAUUAAAAGCAUUCUACUUCAGACAUUGAAGAAGCUUGUGCCCAACAUACAACUUGAAUCUGAUGCAGACGUGAUCGGUCUUGCAAAAGCAGUAGGAGUAAAUGUUGAUGGAAUCGUGCAACAAAAACUCGCAACACAGUCAUUUUUAGUGGACAGUUUGGGUCAUGUUGAUAUACAACAGGAGCAAAUCGUUAAAGAUGAUAACGGUGAUCCGCGCCUCCUUGGUUCAUUAGGUACUCCUGCAAUCCACAACAACAUAUUAGAGCUAAUCCAAAAACCAAGAAAUCCUGAGUUUCGGUCAGAAGCAGCUUCAAAUCCGCUGGAAUCUCCUCAAGGAUCUCUGAGCUCGAACUUUUCAAUUUCCGGACUAAUUGAUAAAGCUAAAGCCGUUCGCUAUGCAGAUAUAUUCUUUGAAAACGUCAACAGUGUCUUUAUAUGUGUCUGCAGAUCAGAGUAUGAAGAGCUUGUGCAGAAAUUAUGGCAAGGUGAGACUCUGUCUUCGAUUCAAAGUUUCCUGGUGCUGCUGGUUUGGUUACUGGGUAAACUUUACAUUAUAGAGCAAGAGCUCGACACCGAUGACAGGCUCAUGAGUAUUUAUAAAACAUUUCGCGACCACAUAGUUGGUCAGAUAAGUGUUAAGUGCAGCAUAAUUGGAAUCAGAGUGCUCGUGCUGAUAGCAAUCGUCUCGGAAAGUGUCGAGGAAAGAGAUCUAGCGUGCAACUUGUUUAAAAUAGCUGCAGUUCAAGCAACAUCAGUUGGAAUUCACAGAGAUGUUUUUCAUCAAGAGGUUCCUCGGCUACAAAAGGAAUACUCUGAAUUGUGGUGGACAAUCUUCAACAAUGAAGUGCGCUUGAGCAAUAUAAUGGGACGAUCAAGCUCUAUUGAUUUAGAUGAUGUUACGAUAAGUGCUAACUUUAAAGCACAUCAGCUCAAAAGCAACGUAUGUUUCUACGAAUCAUCCAAAUUGCACCAAAUCCUGUAUCAAUUUCUCAAAUUUAAGGCUUGCAACCUCCAAAAUUCGUUGAUCUUGAGCUCUCCCGACGCAAUAGAGAACGCUGUGCAACUCAGACAAAAGCUUCUAACUUGGAGAAGAAGUCUUCCGGAAAACCUGGGAGAUAUUUUCAAUUCUAAGCUUACAGAACUGUCGUAUCCCCAGAUAUUCUUGCACCUGGAAUAUCACUACUGCUACAUCAAUGUGGGGGUUCCCUUCUUACUAUUGAUACUUCGAGCAGUCAACAGUGGAAAAACCGUUCAGAUCUCGAAAGACGAUCCAAUCCUUCAGCUUGCUGUUUCCUCCAUCAAUUGUUCCAAACAGCUCUAUAACAUUGUUGAGUACGAAUUCGAGAACAAACUAUUCAAUGGAUCGGUUCAUACUGACCUCUAUAUACUAUACCAUGGCGUUUUAGUGCUAACGAUAGCAUCGAUACUACUCAAGUCUGACAAGUGCGGAAACAUCGUGGACACAGAACUGCUUGACAGAACAUUUGGUAUCAGCUUCGAUAAAUUGUGGGAAGUCCUUGGAAAAAUAAGGAAGCUCAACGAUAAUCUAAAAGCCCACUGUUUUGGAUCUGCUACCAUGGCCUGGAAUUUGAUUGAUUCACUCUUGCAUGACCUAGACGGUUUUAUAAAUAAAGAGUGUGAUGACUGGGGUAGCAUGUUGCAAAUUGACCAGAAUUUUUACGAUCCUUUGAGCAUGUUCAACAUCAGCACAGAUGGAUUUUUAGAAUUUUUGAGUACACAGGCAAACGAAGGGUUUGACUUUCGGGUAGCCGAUGUCGUUAGGUAA
This is a messenger RNA of Ogataea parapolymorpha DL-1, 2034 nucleotides long. RefSeq lists its product as uncharacterized. Gene Ontology annotation, biological process: regulation of DNA-templated transcription; DNA-templated transcription. The transcript has a single exon. The record is from RefSeq and is a predicted model, not a curated record. Gene Ontology annotation, molecular function: DNA-binding transcription factor activity, RNA polymerase II-specific; zinc ion binding; DNA binding. Lineage: Eukaryota; Fungi; Ascomycota; Pichiomycetes; Pichiales; Pichiaceae. Bases 1 to 2034 code for a protein of 677 amino acids.